GGUAAAACUACACUUACCAGACGGCAACAAAAUCGAGGUUUCAGAUGAUUGGCUGAAGCUGCCCACUCCCCCACGAAUAUGGCUGCAGUGACUCUGAAGACGUUAUGCGAUCCUCUGACAUCACUAUUGGAUGCGAAGUCUCUUCCUUUGAUACUUUUAAGAGGAUAAACAUCGAUUUCCACAGCUACAUUUAAUUUAUGCGAUGGCUUUUCAUGCCAGCAAGUGCUGCCGCAUUGUACUGUGCAACCAUUACGUUGUCAAGGCCCUGUCAACGCAGCACAUGAAACUAUUUGCGCCAAGCUCAACAGCCAAAAUGCUGCGGUUCUAUUCCAGUGAUACGCAAGAGGAAAAUGAACUUCAACUCGUAACUCUUGCACACUCAAUUGCAGCUGUCGCCGUAACGAUACAGGGGGUGGCUGUCCCAGGGGGCCGGAGGCGAAGGAUAAACCAGGACGUUCUACCCUUCUCUGCCUUCCUGACAGGCGACUUUUGUCGAAGGCACACCUACCUGCGCGUCUCCAUGAUGGAGGAAUGCAACCUUUGCUGCACCACAGCCAAAAGGCCUCUGUCCCUGCCCAAGACCAGAAUCUUCCAGGGGUCCUCUCCCCCCCUCUCCUAUGUCCCCCAUCCUAGAGUCCUCACCUCAGCUAUGACCCUCCAACAGUACCACUCCAUAAGCGGGGGUGGCCAACCCAGUAAGGAUGUAUCAUGCCUUUCAGGCUACACCGUUUCAACAGUGCAGCCUGGUGUCAGCUGCUCGGGAACCCACCAGUGUGGAAGAAUCCCUCAGUGGUCCCAUAUUGUCAAAAGAAGCCGUUACGGGGGUGACAGUGCCUCUAGUGUAGCCCCCCGCAGCAAAUAUGGGAACGGUGACUUACUGGCAACCCCCAGUUAUCAAACCAAAGCUUCUGGUUCUGACACACACACAAAUGUAUUGAGUCACAAUGACACAGACUGCCUCAAGUACACAGUUACCAGGGGUCCAAACUUAAUAAAGAAUUCCUCUACAAGGACCUCUGGGAUUCCUUCCCUUUGCACACUACUGAGAAACGCCAAAACAGGGCCCCUCGUAGGUCAGCAUAGCAUAAGGCUGUGCCACAGACAAACCUCCAGAGAUGUCCCCCAAGCCAAACUCAAACAACCCACACAGGAACACUUGGAAGCGGAUGCAAAUUCCUCUCACUACCUUAAGCCAGACAACCCCACUACCGCCCAACUGACACACACUGACGCCCAAGGCCGGGCCUCCAUGGUGGAUGUGGGCAGCAAGUCUCCCACACGGCGAAGCGCCACAGCCACAGCUACCGUUCAUCUGGGCCCCACCACUUUCGGCCUGCUCCGUGACAACCAGUUAGCUAAGGGCGACGCACUAGCCGUAGCGCAACUAGCGGGAAUCAUGGCUGCCAAGCAGACUAGCGCCCUCAUCCCGCUCUGCCACCCGCUGCCCUUAGACCACAUCUCCGUCACCUUCAACCUCGAUGCCAGCCGACUCGCAGCCGUUGUCACUGCGACUGCCCACACCACAGGCCGCACCGGUGUGGAGAUGGAGGCCCUGACGGCAGUCACGGUGGCGGCGUUGACGCUUUAUGACAUGUGCAAGGCGGUGAGUCAUGACAUCACCGUUACGGACGUCAAACUGGUCAGUAAGACAGGCGGGAAGAGGGACUUCCACCGUGAACCCUGACUUCUAACCCCUGCCCAAAACCUGAUUUCCACACAGCACCAGGUUUGGGAGUCAAUACUUUAUUCAGAUAAGUUUAACUCCGGAGACUUCCUGAAUUGAAAUUGGAAUCUCCUUUCCGACCCCCUAAUCUCUGAUCACAGAGGAUCAAGAAAUGCCUCACUGUAAGUCCUCGACUGAUUUUAAGUUUCCAUAACCUAUGUGAAUCAAAUCAGCGUGACGAUGGCACUGUUUGCCUGGUAGGCCGUGCCACGACUUGCUGAUAGUAUUGGUCCUUCCAUUGUACCAGAUAACAGGGCAUGGGUACGAUCAGAAAUGCUUACUCUGGCUAUCUGUACUGUACAUUUUGUUAAAUAUCAGUCGCACACUCCCUUAACAUAUUCAAUGUAGGAAAUGUAAAAUUUCAGUUUUGCUUUUGCUUUAUUUUAUAGUCUGUUUUUUGAAAUCUGGGGCAUCAUUUAUGAAAUGUUCUUACACACAGAUUUAGAUUGUGAAUUGUUUGUACGUUGAAAUCCAUGACACCAUUGAUUCAUAAACCUUAAACUUGAUGUGAAAAAAUGAUUUAAUUUGAUUUUUUUUAUUAAAGGGUGAUUUAUUAAUGAAACAUGCUUGUGUGAUUCCGA
Molecule: messenger RNA, 2304 nt
Organism: Oncorhynchus gorbuscha (pink salmon)
Lineage: Eukaryota; Metazoa; Chordata; Actinopteri; Salmoniformes; Salmonidae
Exons: 3
Coding region: 203-1684 (493 amino acids)
Biological process (GO): Mo-molybdopterin cofactor biosynthetic process
Source: RefSeq, a predicted model, not a curated record